Clonostachys rhizophaga is the source of this 951-nucleotide messenger RNA. NCBI's taxonomy places the organism in Eukaryota, Fungi, Ascomycota, Sordariomycetes, Hypocreales, Bionectriaceae. The record is from the annotation of a GenBank genome assembly.
AUGACUUGCCUUGAAUGGGGCUUCAACACCACGGGCGUUUCCGUCGUGCAAGCAUAUGCUGAAAGGGUCAACGGAAAGACUAUUCUCAUCACUGGCCCGAGCCCUGGCGGCAUCGGGGCCAAGAUUGCUUCCGACCUUUGCGAGGGUGCUUCACCAGCACGUAUCAUCUUAGCAGGGCGCAGCCUUUCCAAGAUUGAGCCUCUCGCGGCUGAACUGCGCCGGUUGCAGCCCUCGCUCGACCUUGGCUCGCUCGCCUCUGUUCGCCAGGCAGCCAAAGAAGUUGCCCAGAUAUCCGAUCGCCUCGAUUACCUUUUCAACAAUGCCGGCAUCAUGGCCACGAAAGACUUUGCCAAGACCGUCGAUGGUGUCGAGGUCCAGUUUGCCGUCAACCACGUUGGCCACUUUCUCUUCACGGGGCUCUUGCUGCCACUCAUCAAGAAGGCGGCCGCGACCGCUGCGGCAGCGGGUGACCUCACGCUCCCGGUGCGUAUCAUCAAUCUCUCGAGCAACGGGUACAUUUUCGAGGGGAUCCGCACUGAUUACAACUUCCAGGAAGGGAAGGAGUACGACCCGUGGCGCGGUUACGGCCAGGCCAAAUCGGCCAACAUCAUCUUUGCCCGCUCUCUCGCCAGCAAGCUUCGCCACCUGAACGCGACUUCCUUCUCCGUCACCCCCGGUCUUGUCCUCGAGACGAACCUGCAGGACACUGUCGACCGAGACGAAGGCAGAGACAAGCCGCCGUUCGAGGAAAAGAAGCCUCUGGCCUGUGGCUCCUCGACACCUCUGAGGGCGGCCUUGGAUCCAUCUCUGGCAAGUACCCCUGGCGAGUACCUAAUGGACUGUCAGAUUGUGCCAGAUACUGCUAAGCUGGAUCACAUUGUUGGUGAUCAAGUCACCGACAAGCUCUGGACGCUCAGCGAGGAAAUUGUCAAGCAAAAGGUCGUGGUCUGA